Molecule: messenger RNA, 2424 nt
Organism: Asterias rubens (European starfish)
Lineage: Eukaryota; Metazoa; Echinodermata; Asteroidea; Forcipulatida; Asteriidae
Exons: 3
Coding region: 264-1649 (461 amino acids)
Source: RefSeq, a predicted model, not a curated record
GUUGUGUACACAGUUAGAUUUAAUAUCGGCGUUCUGUCACUACUUCCUAGUCAUUUCGGUGUGCGGUAUGGCUUUUUGUCGCCUUUAAGGUGGAUUCCCACUGCUGAAUCGGUUAUUCGGCUCAAACGUUGGCUAGCUUGAAGAAGAUGAGCAUCAACUAAAAAGAGUGAAUGAUAACAUCAAAGGUGAAGAACUGCUCAUUGACCAAAUAGCAUUAGCAAGAGGAAUGCCCAUGUUUGAGGGCACUUUAAUUUACUAGUGACAUGUUUUAUGAUACUUUCGAGAUGCGAUACUGUUGUGUGCCUUUGUGCCCAAAUAAAACAACAAUUAAUAAGAAUAUAAAGUUCUAUCGCAUUCCAAAAGAUAAAAAGUUGAGAAAGUGCUACGACAUCGCUAUAAGGAACAAACAUUUGAAGGUAGAUUCACCACAUACUAGAAUUUGUAGCCAACAUUUUGAAGGUGGGAAGAGAUUGAACAACACAGUCAUUCCAACCAUUUUUUUAUGGACAAAGGAAAACAAACCAAGAAAACUACCCACUGUUAGACAAUUGUCUUUAAAGACAGAUACAGCAAAAACAAUCCAAGUUUCUCUGUCGGAUUUUGUGAAAUCCACUGACAUCGGAGUCCAAACCGAGAGGCAACAAUGUGAGCGUGGUAACGAGAUUGCCCAGCUGAAGAAAGAACUCGGUGAAUGCCAUAUGAAUUUAAUGAAAACUCAAUCAGAAUUUGACCAUAAUCGCUAUGUUAGCGUUAAGAGUAAGUUUUGCAUUGAAAAAUUUCGAGACUGUGACAGCGAAAUUUGUUUCUACACUGGCUUUCCAGAUUUUGACAGAUUUGCAAUUUGCUUUGAAUACUUAAAGCCGUCUAUCAAAUGCUUGCCAACAUGUACUUCUUUGGCCAGACAGAAACUGACUCCCAUCAAACAGUUUUUCUUGGUAAUGUGCAGACUGCGACUUGGUCUUCUCGAGAAUGAUUUGGCUGAAAGGUUUGGCAUCAGCCAAUCAUCUGUAUCCAAAAUAUUCUCAGGGUGGAUUAAUAUGAUGUACUUUGAGUUAAAGGAGAUUGACAUAUGGCCUUCUCGAGAACGCAUCAAUGAAACAAUGCCAGAAUGUUUCAAGGCAUCCUACCGCUCAACGAGAAUAAUCAUUGAUGCUACUGAAAUCCAAAUGGAGAAACCAUCUGCACCAGACAUGCAGUCUGUAACAUUCUCAAACUACAAAAGUCGCAACACAGUGAAAGUUCUCAUUGGCAUUACCCCAAGUGGAGCAGUGUCUUUUGUUUCUGAUCUCUUAACAGGUUCAGUGUCCGAUAAAGAGCUUACAUCUUUAUCUAACCUCCCAAGUAAACUGGAAACUGGUGAUGGAGUCAUGGCUGAUAAGGGGUUUGACAUCCAAGAUUUGUUGGCGCCAGUUGGAGCAACAUUGAACAUUCCACCCUUUAUGGAAGGAGGCCAGCAAAUGUCUGUGCAAAAUGUCAUAAAAACGCGUAACAUUGCAUCUCUACGUAUACACAUUGAGAGAUGCAUGGAACAAAUCAAGAACUUCCAUAUCUUUGACAGACCAAUUCAAGUAUCCACUUGCAGUAUUGCAAAUCAAAUUGUCUUUGUUUGUGCAUUACUUACAAAUUUCAGAAGGCCGUUGCUAGUUUAAAGGGUUAUUUGGUGAAAAUUAUUUGGUGUACUGGUUGAAAAUUUAGUGUACUGGGUGCAAAUUUAUAAAUUCCAUUUCUUAUGCUUGACAACCAGCGGCCUGUUCUGUGAGAUAAAAACAGGAAGUCAUUUUCACAAAAACAAAACCAAUGCUUUAAUUAAGAAGAUCAUACGUUUAAUUUUGCCACUCUGACAUCACAUAAGUUCUCAUGAGAAAAGUUGCACAAACUUCUAUAGUGUCGAAACACCAUCAGAUUUGAUUUAAAAAGGUAGUCAGUUGUACAGUAAAGUAAAUAUGACGUACCCAGUGGACUGGGCUUAAUGGAUAUCAAUCUACAUACUGUAUUAAAUGUUCACUCUCGUCAUUCCAGCUUGUCAAAGAGGUAAGGGUGCGUGUGGACACUGGACCAUUUUAUCUGUUGAAAGUAGGUUGUGGAUUACAUUGUGUGCAUCCUUUUCUAAACAAGUUGGCUACAAGGGUGAACCUUAAAUAUUAUUGUUCAUUAUUUAUUUUAUGACUAUAAUAAUGUUGAUUAAAAUUGACUUAAAAACCAUCAAAUGACAAGGAUCUAUGUGUGAGUUAAAUCAAACAAAUACUGAACGCUUUUAAUUUGUAACAAUGUCACAGAAUGUAUUCCUUUGGUGACAUUUGGACUUUUCUAUUUCACCUUGUCAUAAUAUUCCAUGACAUUGUACUCGUGCAUCCAUAUUAACCUUCCUACUCUUGGUAAACUUUUCCAGUGCAUUCUGAUCAAGAGCAUUCAACUUGCUGUACU